This is a messenger RNA of Lizanozyma spartinae, 2079 nucleotides long. RefSeq names its product putative ubiquitin-specific protease. Bases 1 to 2079 code for a protein of 692 amino acids. Gene Ontology annotation, cellular component: nucleus; cytosol. Gene Ontology annotation, molecular function: cysteine-type deubiquitinase activity; cysteine-type endopeptidase activity. Gene Ontology annotation, biological process: protein deubiquitination. The transcript has a single exon. The record is from RefSeq and is a predicted model, not a curated record. Lineage: Eukaryota; Fungi; Ascomycota; Pichiomycetes; Serinales; Debaryomycetaceae.
AUGUUUUCUAAAAGACCCGACAAAUAUACAACUGGACUUAUCAAUCUUCGUAAUGAUUGUUUUGCAAAUUCGUCAUUACAAGCUUUCGCAUCAUUACCUACAUUGGCUGAAUAUCUCAAUAAAUUCAUAACCCAGUGCUAUGAUUUGAAGCAGUUCUUAGCUAACGGUGAAUAUGACUUAUCUGAUGUUGACGAAAUAAUGCGCAAGAAACUGGAGGAGAUCAAUGCCAAUUCCAAGUUUCGUCAUUUGAAAUCAAAAUUCGAAAUCCCCUUACACUUGUCAUUAGCAAAGAUUGUCAAAAAGCUCCAGGCAACCACAUUAACUAAUCAGAGCAUUUCUGUCUGGACUUUUCUUAAUGAUUUAGAAGCAGUUUUCUCUGCCAAAAUCUCUAGAUCUCAACACGAUGCUCAGGAAUUGACUCAAUUGAUCUUUGAAACUUUGGAGAAUGAAAAUAUGAAUUGUAAACGGUAUCUCAAAUUAAUUAAGGAACAUCAUCAUCAAGAUAUCCAAUUUGAAUUAUUUGACGAUUUUGAAGAAUUCCCCUUCUCUGGUCUUAUCAUGCAACAAAUGACUUGUUUGAAGUGUACUCAUCUUUCAAAACCUUCAUUUUCCCCCUUCCUUAUGCUCACUUUACAUACACCUCAGACAUUGGAUGUUGACCUUAUGACUUUGCUUGAUAAAGAGGCAGAAGAAUCUAUUGAAGGUUAUCAUUGUCUAAGAUGCCGUUUGGCAGCAAUUUACAAUGUGGAAUCAAGCUUAUCCCCAGAAAAACAAUCUCCAUUCUACCCUAAAAUUGCAGAGUUCAAUGCCAUUUCUAAUUUACCAAUAAAUCAAGAUCUACCUAAAGAAAUUGAAAAGUUCAUUGAACAAUAUAAUGCCAAUGGACUUAACAUUAAUACCAUUACUCUGACAGUAUUCAGAACACUGAAGAUACUCAAGCCACCACGGAUUUUUGGAAUUCAUCUUUCUCGGUCUAACUUUAACGGUGUUGAUGUAACCAGAAAUCUGUGUCGCGUUCAUUUUGAGGAUGUGCUAACCUUAUCUAUUGGAAAGCAAUACACUGAUCAACUCAAGGAAUACCAAGGGGAUAUCGCCAUUGAUUAUCCAAUUAAUACAUCUGUAUUAACCACAAACCCUGAGGAAGAAGAAAUGAAGGCAGAUGCUGUUCAGCAUGUGGAAGAAACGGCUGAGACAACCCCAAGUACGGAUGAUGAAGAUAUGGAUCCCUUGGCAAAGACCAAACGUGUCCGAAGUCGUCGUUCUACUAGUGAAUCAUCCAGACAACAUGGAACUGAUGAUGUUAUUUCUGUUGGGAGUGAUGAGAUUCAAAUGGAUGAAGAGGAUGAACUUGAAAUAUUAGAUGCAAAGCAUAAUUUUUAUAAUUCACCUAUUUCCAAAUCUCAAUCGGAUAAAUUGAGAGAACUAUUCCAAAAUUUCAAGUUCUCCACCGAUGAUAUCUAUAAAUAUAAACUUAAGUCUAUGAUCCGUCAUUAUGGAUCUCAUACUAUGGGUCACUAUGAAUGCUAUCGUCGGAAACCAAUUUACGCCAAAGACCGUGAUGGAAAUAUUUUCAAAUUAGCCCCCGAAGUUGAUGGGGAUACAGUAGCAGAUAUGGAGAAAAUAUCAAACGAUGAAAAUAAAGAAUCUUCCCCAGAUGGAGAUGAUUCAACAAAUGCUUCGGUGGACAACUCAAACUCUGCUGCUUCCGAAAAUGCUCCAUCUUCUCCACAAUUAAGACGUCGUCUUUCAAACUUUGUUGGUCGCAGACAAAGUGUUUUUCAAGCAGAAAUUGGUGGUUCAGUAAAGGAAACUCCAAAUAAAGAUGGUGCUAGAUCACCCACUGAACUUGUUGUUGGUGAGCUUGAUGCAAGACCUAUUUUAGCACUUGGUGCCGUUGAUAAGUCCCUUCAAGAAUUCUCAAAAACCAACGUAACUUUGAAAAAGCUCCCUACCAGCGUUAAAUAUCCUUUCUGGCGUAUUAGUGACAGCCAAGUAACAGAGGUCCCCAAAACUUCUGUUCUUUGUGAGCAUGCUGCAGCUUACAUGAUCUAUUAUGAGAGAUCUGAUACGGUCAUGUAA